Messenger RNA from Dromiciops gliroides (monito del monte), 12359 nucleotides. RefSeq names its product neural EGFL like 1 (gene NELL1). The transcript is spliced from 20 exons. Gene Ontology annotation, molecular function: protein binding; calcium ion binding. Bases 327 to 2753 code for a protein of 808 amino acids. The record is from RefSeq and is a predicted model, not a curated record. Lineage: Eukaryota; Metazoa; Chordata; Mammalia; Microbiotheria; Microbiotheriidae.
GGCAGGGCGGCCCAGGCAGCCUCCCCGGGCACGGUGCACCCUCUCCCGGCAAGGCGCAUGGACUGAUCCCGGAGCGCAGCUCAGCACCGCACUACACCGGCCGCUGCUGGCUGGCCGAGUCUUCUCUCGCCCGCGGUUGUGCUCGGGGUUCUGUGUGGUCUGCCCCGGCCCCUCCGGCCCCUCGAGGUCUCCCACUCCUCACCCUCCAGCCAUCAACUUUGAAGGGUCCGUGCAUUGCGGGCCACAAGAUAUCCGAGAGCUUUCUUUAUUUCUGCUUUUUUUUCUGUGCGCCCCUUCCCGAGGGGACCCACUGGGAGCCAGUGCCCAUGGAUGUAAUAUUGGUCCUGUGGGUUUGUUUGAGCGCGGCCAGGUCAGUGGUAGGCUUUGGAAUGGACCCUGACCUUCAACUUGACAUUAUCACUGAGCUUGAUCUUGUGAAUACAACUGUUGGAGUUACUCAGGUGUCAGGACUACACAAUACCAGCAAAGCAUUUUUGUUUCAAGAUGUAGAAAGAGAGAUCCAUGCAGCCCCACAUGUGACCGAGAAGUUAAUUCAGCUCUUUCGGAAUAAAAGUGAAUUCACCUUCCUGGUUACUGUGCAGCAGAGGCCAUCCACUUCAGGAGUGAUUCUGUCUAUCCGAGAGCUGGAGCACAGCUAUUUUGAACUGGAGAGCAGCGGCUUGAGAGAUGAGAUCAGAUAUCACUAUAGAUUUAAUGGGAAAUCAAGGACGGAGGCUUUUCCAUACCGGAUGGCAGAUGGCCAGUGGCACAAGAUUGCUUUGUCGGUUAGCGCCUCCCAUCUUCUGCUCCAUGUGGACUGCAACAGGAUUUAUGAGCGAGUGAUAGACCCUCCGGAAACCAAUCUCCCCCGGGGAAGCAACUUAUGGCUUGGGCAGCGCAACCAAAAGCAUGGCUUGUUGAAAGGUGUCAUUCAAGACGUGAAAGUCAUCUUUAUGCCAAAUGGAUACAUCACACAAUGUCCUAACCUGAAUCGCACAUGUCCAACCUGCAGUGAUUUCUUAAGCCUGGUGCAAGGGAUAAUGGAUUUGCAAGAGCUUUUGGCCAAAAUGACUGCCAAACUGAAUUAUGCAGAAACAAGGCUCAGUCAGUUGGAAAACUGCCAUUGUGAGAAGACCUGUCAAGUAAAUGGACUGAUCUAUCGAGACCAAGACUCCUGGGUAGACGAUGAUCACUGCAGGAAUUGCACGUGUAAAAGUGGAGCUAUAGAGUGCCGGAGGAUGUCCUGUCCCCCUCUCAACUGCUCUCCUGACUCACUCCCUGUCCACAUCGGAGGCCAGUGUUGUAAAGCGUGCCGCCCAAAAUGUAUCUAUGGUGGAAAAGUUCUCGCAGAAGGCCAUCGGAUUUUAACCAAGAGCUGUCGAGAAUGCCGAGGUGGAGUUUUAGUAAAAGUGACAGAAGUGUGUCCUCCUUUGAACUGCUCAGCAGAAGAUCACAUUCUUCCAGAGAACCAGUGCUGUAGUGUCUGCAGAGGCCAUAACUUUUGUGCAGAAGGCCCCAAGUGUGGUGAAAAUUCUGAGUGCAAAAACUGGAACACCAAAGCUACCUGUGAAUGCAAGAGUGGUUACAUCUCUAUCCAAGGAGACUCUGCAUACUGUGAAGAUAUUGAUGAGUGUGCUGCUAAGAUGCAUUAUUGCCAUGCUAACACAGUGUGUGUUAACCUACCUGGAUCAUAUCGUUGUGAUUGUAUCCCAGGGUAUAUCCGUGUGGAUGAUUUCUCAUGUACAGAACACGAUGAAUGUGGUAGUGGCCAGCACACCUGUGAUGAGAAUGCAAUCUGCACUAAUACUGUCAGAGGACACAGCUGCACCUGCAAGCCUGGAUAUGUAGGGAAUGGAACCAUCUGCCGAGCCUUCUGUGAAGAGGGAUGCCGAUAUGGAGGGACAUGCGUGGCCCCUAACAAAUGCCUCUGUCCGUCUGGAUUCACAGGAAGCCACUGCGAAAAAGAUAUUGAUGAAUGUACAGAGGGAAUCAUUGAGUGCCACAACCAUUCCCGCUGUGUUAACCUGCCAGGGUGGUACCACUGUGAGUGCAGAAGCGGUUUCCAUGACAAUGGAACCUAUUCACUUUCCGGAGAAUCCUGUAUUGAUAUUGAUGAAUGUGCCUUAAGGACCCACACCUGUUGGAAUGAUUCUGCCUGCAUUAACCUGGCUGGUGGUUUUGACUGCCUUUGUCCUUCUGGACCAUCCUGCUCUGGGGACUGUCCCCAUGAAGGUGGUCUAAAGAGAAAUGGUCAAGUGUGGACUCUGAAAGAGGACCGGUGUUCUGUGUGCUCCUGCAAGGAUGGAAAGAUAUUCUGCCGACGGACUGCUUGUGAUUGUCAGAACCCAAGUGUUGAUCUCUUCUGCUGUCCAGAAUGUGACACCAGAGUUACAAGUCAGUGUUUAGACCAAAAUGGACACAAGCUCUAUCGAAGUGGAGACAACUGGACGUAUAGCUGCCAACAGUGCCGCUGCCUGGAAGGAGAGGUGGACUGUUGGCCACUCACUUGCCCCAACCUGAGUUGUGAGUACACUGCAAUCUCUGAAGGUGAAUGCUGCCCCCGUUGUGUCAGUGACCCCUGCCUAGCAGAUAAUAUUGCCUACGACAUCAGAAAAACCUGUCUAGACAGCUAUGGUGUGACACGACUUAGCGGUGCCAUCUGGACAAUGGCUGGAUCCCCUUGCACGACCUGCAAAUGCAAGAAUGGAAGUGUCUGCUGUUCUGUGGAUUUAGAAUGUCUUCACAAUAACUGAAGUAUUUAGCAUGGACGUAUCAGGGUGAGGAAAACAUCGGACACAGUGAUCAUUCAGAAUUAUGAAGAAGUUGGUAUUUUAUACCACAGACAAUUACCAAAGGCUCAAGCAAAGGAAGAUUUUUGGGAGCUGCCUUUUGGGACCCACCACUUUGCUCAUUCUUGCUAACCUAGUCUAGGUGACUUGCAGUCCAACACAUAUAAGUCUAUGAUUGUUUUUAAAAAAGUCUCCCAUGUUGUAAAUCACCAAUCUCCCGUAUCAGGUCAUUUGAAAAAAAAAAAAAACUGAAAUGAUUUCAUGGUAAACUUGGCUGUGUUUUUUGGUUUACUUUGUGUAUUUACAUGAGAGAAACUCGUUGCCUCCCUUCCUUUUUAAUUUCUGGAGCUAGAGUCUAGAUUCUACCAAUAAAGCUUCCUGGUGUGACUUUUGUCCCAUACACUGCAUCCUUAGUUCUGAUGUUCCUGUCAGAUGUAGUAAUAUAAAUAUGUAUGUUUGUAUAGUCAGAGUCCUGAGUAGUACCCCUUUGUCCUUGCUCCUGAAACACUUCAACAACUCUUUCACAAAUACAGACUCUAGGCAAUCAAGAUGGAAUUGAGUGAUGUAGGUAAGGAAGGCAGGAUUGGCAGGGAUAAAAGCCAGAAACUUUGUAAAGUGAUGAAAAGUAGCUUGCCCACAAAGGACAGCUACACUUCAGUAUUCCAAGUGAUCUACAAUCUCCUUAAUAUUGAUGCCCAUUCUAGUAACACAGUUUACAAUCCAUUCCUUACCUCCAUCCUAUGCAAUGAAUUCUUAGCCAUGCAAAUGGAAGAAAUGUGGAAAGUCAUAAACAAAUCCCAGAACCAAUAAAACAACAGUAUACAAAUGAAGGCAUGAAGGCAAGGAUACAGAACACUGGAACUUUUUUUUUUCUUCCCCUACCUGGGACUGUGAUUUGAUUACUGUGGGGAACUCUGGAUAUGGGAACUCCGUCCACACACUCAGAUAAACAAAUCUCUGUAACAUAUUUCAAAAGCAGUGUUCUUAACCUUUUUUGGGUCAUCGACCCCUUUGGCAUUACAGUGAAACCUAUGGACCACUUCACAGAAAGAUUUUUCAAUUCACAAAAUAAUUUAAAUAGGAUUGUGAAGAAAACAAAUAUAUUGAAAUAUUUUAAAAAUCAAAAUCACAGACCUCAUGAAAUCUAUCCACAAACUUACUAGAAAGUUUAUGUAAUCCAGGAUACAAACCUCUGCUUAAGAAGGUUGCUGAAAGGGACUAAGAGAUGACAUGCCCUUGGGCUCUUUGGUCACACAACCAGUAUGUUUGGAGAUCGGCUUUGAACCCAGGUCUUCCUGGCUCCCAUGCUAGCCUCAUAUACAGUAUGUCAUACUGCCUUUCUUGAAACUAUAACAUCGAUAAAUAAUAAAGAAUUUUAUAUCUAUUAUCUUAUCCAGUCUUCACAAUGACCUUGUUAGAUAAGAUGGCCACAUUAUUCUCCUUUUAAAGAUGAGGAAGCUGAAAUAUGAGUGAGAGAUAAAGUGACUCACCAAGUACAAAUACCGAUUACAGUCAAUCGAUAACAAAUAUGAAAAUGGAAUACAUUGUGUUUUGUUUCCUAGACUACAGCCCCUGCUGUGAUAUACUGCCUCUCUCCAUAAGGCAAUCGGAAGACCCCAUUUAAAUAGGAUUAGCCCUACUAGUAAUAUUUUUGCUGUAAGUCAAGGUUUCCAUCUGAUUUGUUGCUGCAAUGGUAGUUAUUGAAUUUUGACUACAGAUUCAACAAAAGGGGCAAAUCAUUUUGUGUUUUAUUCAAUAAGUCUAAUUUAUGGUAGCAUUUCAAGCAAAUGACACCUCAGAAGUUAGUUUUAUUUAACAUUUUAAUUUCCAUUAAGUUUAAGUAUUUAUGAACCAAUUGAGUUGAUUUUUGUAAAAUUCUCCGGACAUUCAGAAAGACUUCAUUUGUUAAUGCAGUCAUGUACAAAAUGUUACCUGAAGACCUAAAUCUGAACUCAAGCAGUAAUUAAAAUGUGUAAACCUCCAAUGCAAUGAUUUCCUGAGGUUUGCUCAAUGGAGAUGUGAACUCUAAAGUUGUUACCAGUUAAGAGCAUUGAAACCAUCCUGGACAGGAUAUCAAACGUAGAGUUUCAGUGCCACAUUUAAUAUCUACUGCUGAGUUCUGGCAUAAUUAGCAUACUUCUACUUUAUGCUCAUAUUUUAGAUGAAGCAGAAUGAGGAAGGUAGAUUAUUCCUAAAAUAAUCCAGUUGCUACAUUUUGAAAAUACCUAACAUUCCCACGGUGCUGUGAGGUUUACAAAGAACGUUACAUAUGCAAUCUCAUUUGAUCUUCACAACAACCUUGUGAAGUCAGCACUAUUAUCUCUAUGUUACAAAUUAGAAAAACUAGGUUGGGAAAGGUUCAGUGAUCCAGCAAGGGUCAUACAACUUUUAUAAAUGUCUGAGUCAGAAUUUAAACUCAGAGCCACCUGACUUUAAGUCCCCCUUUUCUAUCUACUAUUCAUUCCACUUAGCUGAUCUAAUUUAGGAUACCUGAGAGAAUAAGUUGUACAUUUUCACUGAAAAAGAGCAAAUCUGUGAGGUUGCUAUGUGGCUGUGUAUGUUGAAUAAACUCGAGUUGUUAACUUUAAAUCCUAGAUAUUUAACAUCACUUCCCAAUGAUCUGAAAAAUCCUAAUCUUGUUAGAAAUCAUUUGGGGAUUUUUUUUUUAAUCUACGCCAUCAUCCAAUGAGUACUCCUUUAAAAACACACAUAUAUUGUAUAAGGGAAGUCCUAAACCCUUACAUUUGAUGCAUUCAGUUAUAAUCUUGGGUUCAAGUCCUGAUGCUAACCUAUAUUACCUUUGGACUUUGAGUAAGUCCUUCUCUGAGUCUCAGUUUUCUCCCGGGGAUCUCUUCUGACUCUAGUUAUGAUUCUGUGAUCAUCAGUUUAGGAAUGCCUGCCAGUGAGGUUGAUUUAUAAUUCAUCUCUUAGCUGGUCUUAGAGUUGCCAAGGGCUCUAAGAGGCUAAGUGAUUUGCCCACACUCACAAAGCUAAUUAUAACAGUCAAGACUUGAAUUCAGGUUGGGCCUCUGACAAAAGAAAACUCCAGAUUUCCGGGUCAAAGAGAAAUUGGCUGUGAUUACUCACAGGCCAGGCAGGCUGAAAAGAAGCCCAGUCACCCCCUGGGCCACACUGUAGCACAAACAGUGUGUCCUGGAAGCAGCGCUACACUUUAAGAAGGAGUAAAAAGCCAAGAAAUAGUAAGCCAGGAUGAGUAGGCAGAGAAGGCAGAAGACCAUCAAAAACUUCUUUGUGGGAAAGGUAGACAAAAGAAAACUCCAAAGCAUAUCCCCUAGCCUUUAUGCCACAUUGCUCCUCAAUGGAAAUAUAUGACCAUAAUAAAACAGCAAAAUUUAAUAAACAACCAGAUCCUGAUAAUAAGAUAAUUAUGUUCCAAGAUAAAAUAUGACUGCAAUAAAACAGUUGGACUUAAAAUUCAGCCAGAAUCCACCAAUAAGGGAAACUAUUUGGGCAUCUUAGCAGUCAUGAGUUUAGAGACAUGAGUUUAGAGAUAAAAACAACAAUUCAUGGGGCAGCUAGGUGGCACAGUGGAUAGAGCACUGGCCCUGGAGUCAGGAGGACCUGAGUUCAAAUCCGGCCUCAGACACUUAACACUUACUAGCUGUGUGACCCUGGGCAAGUCACUUAGCCCCAAUUGCCUCGCCAAAAAAAUAAAAAAUAACAAUUGAUAAAUACAGGAUUUCUUCCAAAGGAAUUUCAGUAGGCAUUAUGAUAUGAUUUUCACAAGAGAAGGAAAGAUCACUUGAUGACUCACAGCAGGAAUAUAUUAAUUGCUGAAAGGCCAGAAUUCAUCUGUAGGUACCUAAAUGUUAGAAGACUGCUAAUUGCUUCCCAGAAAAAGGUCUGACUGAUGCAAAGGAUUAGAAUCAAUAAAAGAUCAAUUGGAAAGCAUCUAAUCCAAACUUCUUAUUUUACAAAUGAGCCAGUUAAGACAAAGAGAUGGGAAGAGACUUGCCCAAAAGCACAACGCAGUUGAAUAGGCAAGCUGGGACUAGAAUCCAGGUCUUCUGAUUUUGAAUCCACAUAACUACAUGGCUAGGGCACAUAACUAAUGACUCAGACAAUUUCUAAUUUUAGAGUUAGCUCAUCAUACUCCUACUAAGAGAAGGUGCUAAAAAAUCUUGCUUGUAAUGUAACUGUAUCUAUAAACAGAAAGUGGUGGGUGCCUAUUUAAAUGUAAGAAAGAGAAUAAUGGAUAAUAUAACAUAAUCCCCAUUAAAAGCCCAUUUUUGUAACCAUAAUUUCUUUUAAAGAAAAUCUCAGAGUAUCAAGGAAUAAUUUUACUCAGCUUCAUAUUUUGUAGGCGAAUAAAAGCUUUUUCAAAACACAGGUUCUCAUUUUUUACCUCAUCUCUCCCUAUUCAGGCUUUUUGACAAUGAAGUAAAAACUCUAGUGUUUAAAGCUCAUUUUACAUUGGGCAUAUUGUCUUCUUAUUCUUCAUUUUUUCCUAUUAAAACAUUUUUGACUGGACCUUUGAUUUCAUUAGUAUAGACAGUUCCCAUUAAGGACAUCCUCUACCAAGGCAGAGUGGCACUCUCUUUGUGAAUCAUACAUAGUGUUAAGUGCUUGUACCCUGAAAGAGUAAGAGAUCAAUGGUCGUGCCAAAGGUCACACGGUCAAAAUAUGAUAAAGGUGGGAUUUAGAGCCAUUCUACUUGAAUCUUAGGUCGGUCCUAUCACUCUACCCAUUGUGCUACCUUUCCUCUCAUUUCUACCAGUAUAUAAGUACCCACAAUGUGCAAACACUGUUCCAUAUGAUGGUUAGGAGACAAUAAAAAUGACAAACAUUGCCCCUUGUUGAAUUUGAAAAAUAAAAUAUGUUCCUGAAAUAAUGAGAGAAUGAUGGUGUGUUAACCUGGUAGUAAUCCUGGAGGUUCACCUAGUCCAACCCACACAUUACGUAAAGAAAGACAAUGACAUGCAAAAAAUUAAAGUGAUCUACCAAUUUUCAGAACACUACUGAACUGAUGAGCCAGUUCUUCUGACUACACUCUAGAGUUCUUUCCACUAGGCUAGUUCCUACAAGAGUAAAAGGUAGAUUGUGUGACCCAUCAGUGUCCAAAAUGGUUUAAUAUGAAGUGAGUCCUGGAAACUCUUCGCUCUAACUGAACAAUCCUUAUAUGAAGUCCUAGUUCUAUCCCCUUGGCAUUUGGAUCAUGUCUUUGGUGACCUCUGUUUUUGGUCUGGGUUUUCCUGUCAGAGAUAUAGGUCUCAACCUCUUUACUUUUUCAUAGAUAAUCUUUGAGAGGUGCUGUGGCUGAGAAUCCCAUGGCCCUGUGGCCAACACGAGGAGCCUCUAUGAACCAAGCCAAGCUCUCUCUCAGAUCACUGGCAUGAAUCCCUUCCCUGGACCCAACUGGGCUUUCACAGCUGAGUACGCCCUACCAGAGAAAAUUCUUUGCUUGGCAUAUCCUUCAAGAACUCAAAGCUGGCUCCAUGCAGUGUGAUUUUAUUGGAGGCUUAAUCAAUGAAGCAUAAAACAAGCAUUUAUGAAUCACCUACUAAGGUCCAGGCUCUGUGCUAUGUUAGGGUUGCCAAGACAAAAAUUAAAAAGUCCCUACCCUCAAAAAGCUUACUUUCUAGGGAACAAACAGGAUGUAUACAUACAAAUAUAUACAAAAUAAAACACAACUUUUGGUGGCCAAAAGCUUCAUGGAGAACUUGGUUCUUCUGCUGAGCUCUGACAACAGAAGGAAUCCUAAGUUGCAGACUUGAAGAGCGAAGGUAUUCAAGGAAUAAGGGACAGCCAGUGCAAAGGCAUGGAAAUGAGAGUUUGAGUGCCCUGUCUUUUUUUUGGUGGGGCAAUGAAGGUUAAAUAACUUGCCCAGGGUCACACAGAUAGUAAGUGUCAAGUGUCUGAGGCCAGAUUUGAACUCAGGUCCUCCUGAAUCCAAGACUGGAACUUUAUGCACUGUGCCACCUAGCUGGCCCCUGGAGUCUUAUGUAAGGAAUAGCAAGGUUAAUUUGGCUGGAGCAUAGAGUGCAUUCAUUCAUUCAUUUAUGAGAUGAUUGACUCAUCUCACAAAGGCUUAUUUUAUUGCUUAAGUUCAGAAUAAAAUAAAUUUUUUAAAAAGUAGGAAUAUUUCAAAUAGAUGUCAAACCGGAGGAGUGGCCACCCUCUGAAGUAAAACAAGUAUUUUUUUUUUUUUUAUUUAACUGUCAAGUGAAUUCCAGACUGUUGGAGGUGGAUUCCCAUGGUGGUAUGCAUCAUAGUUGAUGUGUCUCUUCUUGGGAGAAUUUCUCAACAUAAAGUAUUUCACUUAAUUAGCAGUCACUUUCCAAUCUCGUCCUCAUUUCUUAAAAUAGGAAUAACUUACCGCAAGAAGCACAGUCCUACUUUAAGAGCUGAGCAGUGGAGUGCCAAGGCAGGAUCCUUGAACAGCAGCAGCAUAAAUUUCAAAUGUGAUGAGUCAGGAGUUGUGUGGGAAAACUCACCCAGUAAAAGUGCUAAUUAUGGAUGAGGAUCCUUAGCCUGUGACAAUUACAUCCUUUUGUGACAUUCUAACUUGUUAUGAGGAUGAAAGAUUACUGAAGGCGGGUGAGUGUUGGAUGGGGGAGCAUUUCUUUUGAAGGCUAUAGGACCCUGAACCUAGUAAAUAUUCUAUAAAUGUGGGUUAACUUGAGCUGAUAUGGAUUUACUGGAAUUGGUCAUCAUGAUUCUCAUUACAAAAUCAAUGUUUAUAUUUAGCUUUAAGGUUUUUAAGCACAUUACAUGCUAUAUCACUUCUGACUAACAACAACACCUUGAGGAAAGUGCUACUGAUGUCCUUGACCCAUUUUACAGAUUAGGCAAUUAAGACUCAAGUACUUACGUAAUUUUCCCUGGAUGACAAAACCAAUAAGUAUCUGAGGAAGAAUUCGACCCCAAUUCUUCUUAAUACUAAGUUCACUACUCUAGCCACUACCAAGAUAGCAGGAUUUUUCGAAAGGAGGGAUCUCCAAAUAUUACAGGGAUGGAACGGAAAACAAAACAAACAAAAAAUCUAAAGGAAUUCAGAAAGAGAAACAGAGAACAGGAAAUUUUAAACAUCGUCGUGAGUGUGCUUUCUCGGUCUGUCUCUCUGGCUUGCUAUUUUUGACCCCCAAGGGUCUAGAGUACCUCGAGGAGUCUAGGGGUAGUUUUUGUCUAUUUGUUCCAGCCCCCACUGUUAGAGCACCAAUAACAUUUGAGUACUCAAUAUAAAAUUAUUUUUUCUUUAGACAUAUAGCAAGAACAAAUGUGCAAUCACUUCCUUCAGUACCUCCAGGACAUGUCACUAUACCAGCUCCAUCUCUGGGGAAAUAGGUUCAGUAUUUAGCUCCAUUCCUACUUAGCACUGGUCCCACCAAAUUUGUGCCCCAAGUUAUAGUAGACUGAUAAAAAGCCCCCAUCACAGAAUGAAAAGAUGAUCAUAAGUCAUAUUUGCAAUCAGUCCCAGUCCUUGUACCGUAGGGAUGUUCUGGCUUCAAAGCCAACUCCCAGAUCUCUGUUGCUCAUUCCACCAUCAAUGGGGAUUUCACUCACUGCAGCUCAAAUUGGAAAAAAGGCCAAGGAUGCAGGUCCAUAUGUUAGGGCCCAUAUGCCUUCAGAAGAGGGAAGAAGGCCCUUAAGCCAUUCUCCAUUACUAGAUAUUGAUCCUCCACAGAUAUAAGUGAAGCAAAGAGUCAGGCAAGGCUACCUGGGGCCUUUUGAAGAUAUGGAGAGUUCCAGCUAUGCUGCUAGAAAAAUUCUCUUGCCAACCCAGUGGGUUAGCCAACCAGAACCAGCUUUGGAAUAUCUUCACAUGCUUCACAGUAUAUACAAGGUACUUAUACAUCAUUUCAGUUCUUCUGAAAGGCGUUUCUUUAGCUUUUCCAUGUGGAGAACAUGCAUUAGCUGUUGCUGGGGCCUGAAUGUGCAGCAGACCACCAUGAUAUCAUGGUGCUUGCAUUCUUUGAAGUAUGACUUGGGAUCAUUUUUUCACUUUGCGACAGGAUCUAUACAUUAACAUACUGUCAUUUGGGCCAUUAGAAGGACCUUUUGGGGAUAGAGAAAUGGGAGGAUUUCUGCUAUUAAAAUGCUUUUACCUCCACCCACACCCUGACCAAUUAGUUGACAUCUUGAAAAGACAAAUGAUUCAGACUCUAGUUAUUAGGUCUUAUCAGUCUCGGGACAAAGAAUGUUUUCAGUAUUGUCCAUUUCUAAUAGAAGAUGUGAAUUAUGAAAAGUUUAUUGACCAUUGGUUUUGUUUGGAAUUCCAACACUUGCAGCUAGAAUAAGUGUGAAAUCAUCCUGGCUUCUGAGAUGUAUUACUUGGUCAUCAUAAAAAAAAAAAAUUCAAGUUUUGGGGAUGGUUCAUCUGUGAUCUUAUCAGUAUGGGGAAUUUCCAGUGUGAAGUAUCCUUCUUCCCAUGGAGAUUAGUAACUUAUAUGGAACUAGAAAUCUUUAAGAGGUACCUACAAAGAGCCUAGUGGGACAUACCUGCUAUUCAUGGAGACAAGGGGUUGAGUUCAGGGACUAAAGGUUCAGCCCUAAAGCUGACUGGGUGAACAUACUUAAGUCUGACACUAAUAAGCUGAGCCCCCAGGAGCAGGGGGGACCAAGCUGCCAAAAGUAAAGUGAACUAACUCAGCUUAGGAGAAUGGAGCAGGUUAAAGUUUCCAUGCCAAUCAGCAGUGGGAUCUGGCCCAUGAGUGGCUGCAUUACAUUCAGCCUGGGAGAGACAGGGAAACCACUUCCAGGGACUGGAUUUGGGCAUUUCAAAGAGUCCACACCUGCUGUUUGGACCAAGCUAUUCUCAAUUCCUUGGUUUUGGGCCCAGUCCAUCUGUGUUUUGCUCACAUCUAGUCAUCAUCUCUGCUCAGACCACAGUCUUCAUCCCCACCGUCCUCUGCUCAGCUCCAUCCUCUAAGUGACGGCUGCAAGCUAUUCAAGCACUCUGCUCUUGAGUGAGAGAGAAUGGAGAUGAAUUCCCUUUGUCUGUUUCUCCUCCUGAUCAUUUCAGCUCAUCUGGGCAAAUCCCCUUCAAAACCACUAGGCAGAGAUCAAAAAUACUUAGAACAAUAUCCAAGAUAACCUGUGCCCUCCCUAGCCUUUAAGUCAUUCUUUUUCUAAUAGGCAUGUCCUUAGGACAGCGUGAUAGAAAAUAAAAACUAGAUUUUGCGUAUUUGCAAUGUUUCAUGGAAAACCUUCCUCAAAUACAGACUCGACCAGAUGGUCUGAGGUUCCUUCUACCCCAAGAGACUCAGCAAUUAUGUAAUAAUAACUGGUAUUUAUAUAGCACUUUGGGGAUUGCAAUGUGCUUCAUAAAUACGGGACCUCGUUUUAUCUUCACAACAACCUGAUGAAGUAGAAGCCACUUAGUGUCAUCCCAAUUUUAGAGAUGAGGAAACUGAUGCAGGAAAAGUUCACGUGUGAAGCAGUUCAUAGGCAUUUUGGACUCGGGUCUAACUGAAUGCAGGGCUAGUCCCUUCCCUCUGCUGGUUAUUUCCUCUUUAUCAUGUACAUAACCUGUUCGUACCUGUUUGUUGGCUUGUUGCCUCCUCCCGAGGUUGUGAGCUUCAUGAGAGCAGGAACCCUCUUUUGCCUCUU